CGUGCGCGCGGUGCUGCAGCCGCCACCGUGGGCGCCCCAGACGCGCGCCUCCCCGGCCCGGGCGCCUGCCCACGAGGCUCGGCGGCAUGCGCUGCGCGCGGAGGAGCUGACGGCGUGCCCGCCGGCCCUGCCCCUCACCAUGCUGCGCUCGGCGCCGCCCGGCCGCUACCUGUACCCAGAGGUGAGCCCGCUGUCGGAGGACGAGGACCAGGGCAGCGAGAGCUCGGGCUCCGACGAGAAGCCCUGCCGCGUGCACGCCGCGCGCUGCGGCCUCCAGGGAGCCCGGAGAAGGGCCGGGGGGCGCAGGACGGGGGGCGGCCCGGGCCCCGGAGGACGGCCCGGCCGGGAGCCCCGGCAGAGGCACACGGCAAACGCGCGCGAGCGGGACCGCACCAAUAGCGUGAACACGGCCUUCACGGCGCUCCGCACCCUUAUCCCCACCGAGCCGGCCGACCGCAAGCUCUCCAAGAUCGAGACGCUGCGCCUGGCCUCCAGCUACAUCUCGCACCUGGGCAACGUGCUGCUGGUGGGCGAGGCCUGCGGCGACGGGCAGCCCUGCCACUCGGGGCCCGCCUUCUUCCACGCCGCGCGGGCUGGCAGCCCUCCACCGCCCCUGCCGCCCCCGGCCCGCGACGCGGAGAAUGCCCAGCCCAAGCAGAUCUGCACCUUCUGCCUCAGCAACCAGAGGAAGUUGAGCAAGGACCGGGACAGAAAGACGGCCAUCCGGAGCUAGAGGCUGAAGCCACCGGGCGACCCGGAGAGCCCCAGGGACCUGACUCGGGCACAGGCCUCCUGUGCGGGCACCCACAGGCCUGCUCCGCCUCCGGCUGCGAGUGGGGCCCAUGGAGAGGCAGGUGGCGACGGGACUCUGAGCUGGCCACAGCACUGCCCAGGCCAUUGGAACUGUCCACGCUGGCUUCCUCCCUGGGUUUUCUUUGGUCACUACAUGUUGGCAUCUUGUGUCUUUGAUAUGAUAAUAUAAAGUCUGAAAAUUUUGUAUAAUUAAAAACAAAACAGUAUCUUCCAAAGUGGGAGCCCACUUCCUCUCAAAGGGUCCAGCG
This is a messenger RNA of Eptesicus fuscus (big brown bat), 1061 nucleotides long. It is a transcript of the gene SCX, whose product is annotated as scleraxis bHLH transcription factor. The coding region runs from base 140 to 733 and encodes 197 amino acids. Gene Ontology annotation, biological process: regulation of transcription by RNA polymerase II; developmental process. NCBI's taxonomy places the organism in Eukaryota, Metazoa, Chordata, Mammalia, Chiroptera, Vespertilionidae. The record is from RefSeq and is a predicted model, not a curated record. The transcript has 2 exons. Gene Ontology annotation, molecular function: DNA-binding transcription factor activity, RNA polymerase II-specific; protein dimerization activity; RNA polymerase II transcription regulatory region sequence-specific DNA binding.